AUGUUCUAUAAAAAAAUCCAGCAGCAGCAUGUGAAGGUCAGGGCUGGAUUUAAACUUCUUCUACUGGGCCUCGUAGGUCUAUCCUACGCCAGGCCACAGUUGGAAUGUCCUAACGACGGCCAACAAUAUCUGAUCCCCCACGAAACCGAAUGCAACCAGUACUACGUAUGCGAAAAUGGACGGCGUGUUGCGUGGUCGAAAUGUCCGAAACAAACCUUCUUUUCGUCGGAAAAUCAGAACUGCGGUGAUUUCCUUGCUUCGACCUGUAACCCCAGAAGAGGCCGAGAUGGGGAAGAUGGCGAAGAUGGCAAGAAUGGUGAAAAUGGUGGUGGUCACGCCGGUCUUGGCGGGGCUAAAGGCCUAUCGGGUGGCGUAAAUGGUGGUAACGGCGGCAACGGCGGAAAUGGAGGCAAUGGAGGUGAUGGCUCUGGAGCCGGAAGUGGUGGAAAUGGUGGUGGUGGCGGCAACGGAGGAAAUGGCUCCGGUGCUGGCAACGGUGGUAAUGGAGGAAGCGGCGGUAAUGGUGGAAAUGGUGGAGGAAACUCUGGUGCCGGAAAUGGAGGCAACGGAGGAAACGGCGGAAAUGGAGGCAACGGAGGAAAUGGUGGAGGUGGAGGUAACGGUGGCAAUGGAGGAGGUGGUGGAAAUGGAGGAAAUGGUGGAAGCGGAGGUAAUGGCGGAAAUGGAGGCAAUGGUGGAGGUGGCGGUAAUGGCGGCAACGGUGGAGGUGGCGGUAAUGGCGGCAACGACGAUGGAGGCAAUGGAGGAGGUGAUGGAAAUGAAAGUGAAGGGGACGAUGAAAACGGAGGUGAAGGUGGUAGUGGUGGUGGUAAUGAAUUAGGCACUUACCCAAACGGCUGCCCGAAAGAUUACACUAUAGAGAAACUUCUCCCACAUCCGGAGUGUGAUAAAUUUUACCAAUGUGUUCAUGGAGAUUAUCAAGAAAUGCCAUGCGCCCUUGGUACUCAGUUCAGCUACGCUUUGCAGAACUGCACCUGGCCAUACCUGUCCGACUGUGGUGACAAUGGAACCAAUGGUGGCGGCGGAAAUGGAGGCGGCGGAAAUGGUGGCGGUGGAAACGGAGGCGGCGGAAAUGGUGGCGGUGGUAAUGGAGGCGGAAACAAUAACGAUUUCGAAACAUACCCCAACGGCUGUCCCAAAAACUACACAAUCGAAAAGCUGAUCCCUCACGCUGAUUGCGACAAGUUUUACCAGUGUGUACACGGUGACUACCAAGUAAUGCCAUGCGCUCCUGGAACACAGUUCAGCAACAAAUUACAGAAAUGCACUUGGCCAUACCUAUCUGAUUGCGGAGGCGACGGUGGAAAUGGAGGCGGUGGCAAUGGAGGCGGCGGUAAUGGAGGCGGCGGUAAUGGAGGGGGCGGAAAUGGUGGCGGCGGAGGUGGAGGCGGUGGUAAUGGAGGCGGUGGAAAUGGUGGCGGCGGAGGUGGAGGCGGUGGUAAUGGAGGCGGUGGAAAUGGUGGCGGAAACAAUACCGAUUAUGAAACGUACCCAAACGGCUGUCCCAAAGACUUCUCAAUUGAAAAGCUGUUCCCUCACGCAAGUUGCGACAAAUUUUACCAGUGCGUACAUGGAGGUUACCAAGUAAUGCCAUGCGCUCCUGGCACACAGUUCAGCUACAAAUUGCAGAAAUGCACUUGGCCAAACCAAUCUGAUUGUGGUGAAGACAGCGGAAACGGUGGUGGUGGAAAUGGAGGCGGUGACGGCGGUAAUGGAGGCGGUGGUGGCGGAAAUGGAGGCGGUGGUGGCGGAAAUGGAGGCGGUGGUGGCGGAAAUGGAGGCGGAAAUGGAAAUGGUACCGACUAUGAAACAUACCCCAACGGUUGUCCUAAAGAUUACAGUAUAGAAAAACUGUUUCCUCAUCCUGACUGCGACAAAUUCUACCAGUGUGUCCACGGUGGCUACCAAGUAAUGCCAUGCGCACCUGGUACUCAAUUCAGCUACAAGCUGCAGAAAUGUACAUGGCCAUAUCUUUCUGACUGCGGUGAAGGAGAUGGUGGAAACGGAGGCGGAGGCGGAGAUGGUGGAGAUGGUGGAAACGGAGGCGGAGGUGGAGAUGGUGGAAAUGGAGGUGACGGUGGCAAUGGUGGAGAUGGCGGCAAUGGAGGUGGAGGUGACGGCGGUAACGGAGGUGACGGCGGUAAUGGUGGAGAUGGUGGAAACGGAGGUGAAGGCGGAAAUGGUGGAGAUGGCGGCAAUGGAGGUGGAGGUGACGGCGGUAACGGAGGUGAUGGCGGUAAUGGUGGAGAUGGUGGAAACGGAGGUGACGGUGGUAAUGGUGGAGAUGGUGGAAACGGAGGUGACGGUGGAAAUGGUGGAGAUGGCGGCAAUGGUGGAGAUGGUGGAAACGGAGGUGACGGCGGAAAUGGUGGAGAUGGCGGCAAUGGAGGUGGAGGUGACGGCGGUAACGGAGGUGACGGUGGCAAUGGUGGAGAUGGUGGAAACGGAGGUGACGGCGGAAAUGGUGGAGAUGGCGGCAAUGGAGGUGGAGGUGACGGCGGUAACGGAGGUGACGGCGGUAACGGAGGUGACGGUGGCAAUGGUGGAGAUGGCGGCAAUGGUGGAGAUGGUGGAAACGGAGGUGACGGCGGAAAUGGUGGAGAUGGUGGAAACGGAGGUGACGGCGGAAAUGGUGGAGAUGGCGGCAAUGGUGGAGAUGGUGGAAACGGAGGCGACGGUGGAAAUGGAGGUGGAGGUGACGGUGGUAAUGGUGGAGAUGGUGGAAACGGAGGUGACGGUGGAAAUGGUGGAGAUGGUGGAAACGGAGGCGAUGGUGGAAAUGGAGAUGGAGGAGACGGAGGUAACGGAGGUGACGGCGGUAACGGAGGUGACGGUGGAAAUGGUGGAGAUGGUGGAAACGGAGGCGACGGUGGAAAUGGUGGAGAUGGCGGCAAUGGUGGAGAUGGUGGAAACGGAGGUGACGGUGGAAAUGGAGGUGGAGGUGACGGCGGUAAUGGUGGAAACGGAGGUGACGGCGGUGACGGUGGAAAUGGAGGUGGAGGUGACGGCGGUAAUGGUGGAAACGGAGGCGAUGGUGGAGGUGGAGGUGACGGCGGUAAUGGUGGAAACGGAGGCGAUGGUGGAAAUGGAGGUGGCGGAGAUGGCGGUAACGGAGGUGACGGUGGUAACGGAGGCGACGGUGGAAAUGGUGGAGAUGGCGGCAAUAGUGGAGAUGGUGGAAACGGAGGUGACGGUGGAAAUGGAGGUGACGGUGGAAAUGGAGGUGGAGGUGACGGCGGUAAUGGUGGAAACGGAGGCGACGGUGGUAAUGGUGGAGAUGGUGGCAAUGGUGGAGAUGGUGGAAAUGGUGGUGGCGGUAAUGGUGGUGAUGGCGGUAACGGAGGUGACGGCGGCAAUGGUGGAGAUGGUGGAAACGGUGGUGAUGGAGGCAAUGGUGGUGGCGGUAAUGAAGCAAACAGAUGCCAAGAGAACUGCCAUGUUCCAUUCUGGAGGCACGAAACCGACUGUGACAAAUUCUGGCGAUGCGACAAUAAUGAAGUUGUUCUUGGAGUUUGCUCUGAAGGCCUCAGGUUUAAUGAGGAAAAGCAGACCUGUGACUUCGCCUGCUACGUUAAUUGCCAAAGGGCUGAAAUUCAGUCCACUGCGGGCAUUGAUGGCUUAAAGGUUUUCCUUCCAUGGAACAAAGUUGACUCCCUUCUAGAAAUCGCUAAAAAUACCAAGAAAAUAAACAAUCGCUCAUUUUACGGAUACUAA
This is a messenger RNA of Pieris macdunnoughi, 3735 nucleotides long. NCBI's taxonomy places the organism in Eukaryota, Metazoa, Arthropoda, Insecta, Lepidoptera, Pieridae. The record is from the annotation of a GenBank genome assembly.